GAGAUAAUGGUGCUCAGCUCAAACAUCACAAGGAUACACAACUUUUUCAUCCUUGGGUUCCCUGGACUCUCACCGUCGUACUAUGGCCCUGCAUCAGCUGUACUUUUUCUAGUCUAUCUAGCUAUUUUAGUAGGAAAUAGUUUCAUCUUGGCAUUUGUCAUCCAUGAAAAAUCUCUUCAAAAACCUACGUACUUGGUCUUUUGUCACCUUGCACUGACUGAUUUAUCAUUUGGUACUGUUACACUCCCAAAGAUCAUUUCAAAAUAUUGGUUUGGAAACAGCAUCAUCUCAUUUUAUGAGUGUUUUACACAAAUGUUCUUUGUUCACUAUUUAGGUUCAGUAAUGUCAUUUUUGUUACUGGUAAUGGCUCUUGAUAGAUUCAUAGCAAUUUGUGCUCCACUGCGAUACCCUGUCCUAAUCACAAACAAUAUUAUAUUUGCUCUUUGUGGAUCUGCUUGGUUUUUACCCCUGCCUUUGAUGCUGUUUGUAAUAUUCCAAGCCCUCAGUUUACCUUACUGUCAGUCAAAUAUUAUUACCCAGUGCUACUGUGACCACAUCUCAAUAACAAAUCAGGCAUGUGGAAAUGAUCUGAAGAUUGCAGUGAUUGUUACCCUUUGUAUCGCUAUGUUUUGUCUCUUGGUGCCUCUUGCAUUUAUACUGAUUUCUUAUGUUUCUGUUAUUAUAGUCAUUUUAAAAAUGUCUAAUUCUACAGGACGCAGCAGAAUUCUGGCAACAUGUACUCCACAAAUAUUCAUAACAUGUCUUUUCUAUCUCCCUAGGUGCUUUGUUUAUAUAGCUAACACAGUUGGAUUUUCUUUUAGCGUAGAUGUUCGCAUUUUGUUAAUUCUGCUGUACAGUUUACUUCCUGCUGCAGUCAACCCGGUAAUAUACUGUUUCAAGACCCAAGAAAUAAAGCACACUUUGAUGAAGAGAAUAAAAACAGCUAAAAUUGGAAUAGAGUUAAAAAUCUGGACCAGUAACUGACAAGGAUCAGAAACUGUGAUGAUACAAUCAUCAAAAUGUCCUUAAAAAGUGUCUUUUUGGUUUCUACUUGUUCAAGUCAAGCUAAUUUGAGAAAAUUAUCUUUAGCUUGAGAAAAAUCUUUAAAGCAUCCUUAAAUUCUUGGUUCAGAAGCCAAAGUAGUCCAAAGUAAGAGAAGAAAACGCAAAAUAUUGUGAAAACUGAUUCCAUUGGUGGAUCAAAAUGUGAUGCAUGAAAAAGAGGCUUUGUUUUGUUCUGGAACACAUGGCCUCCAAACACAAUGAGCUCCUUCAGAAAGUCUUGUGUCUGAUAAGAUUACUCUACUUUAAGAAAAAAGAAACUUUAGCAUAUUUUCAUUAAAAGUCUUUUUCUUAUAGUUCAAAUACUUUUUGGAUUGCUAAAGUGCAUUUGUGGCCCUUUAGAGUCUGACCAUCCAUAGUCAUCCCCAUC
Molecule: messenger RNA, 1431 nt
Organism: Xiphophorus hellerii (green swordtail)
Lineage: Eukaryota; Metazoa; Chordata; Actinopteri; Cyprinodontiformes; Poeciliidae
Product: olfactory receptor 2AT4-like
Exons: 1
Coding region: 7-984 (325 amino acids)
Biological process (GO): G protein-coupled receptor signaling pathway
Cellular component (GO): plasma membrane
Molecular function (GO): olfactory receptor activity; G protein-coupled receptor activity
Source: RefSeq, a predicted model, not a curated record